AAAAAUCCCUAGCCGUAAUAAUCAUUCACGCGAGGGGUAUUAUCGUCAAAUAAGCAGACCAACGAAUAUACGCUCUUCCAGCUACCUGACGCCAAAAUUCCUCUUCGCAGAAGAUCGCCGAUCUCGAACGAUGACGGAAAUGGAGAAAAUGGAGGCUAUGAAAAGAGCGUAUGCAGAAAUGAUACUGAACACGGCCAAGGAGGCGGCAUCGCGCGUAAUGGUGGCGGAGCUAAGAGCGCGACGAACGGAGCAGGAGUUGGUUUCCGUAAAACAAGAGGCUGCUAACAUGCUCCUUCGCUUGAAGCAAAUGAUUGACACAAAGACUAAAGAAGCAGAGAUAACAUCACUGGACCAAAAGAAUAAAUUCGAGGUGCUGGAAUGCCAGCUAAAUGAAGCAGAAGGUAUCAUUUUGGACCUUAGAGAGGAACUGAACCAUGGACAGGAGCAACUCGACAAGUUGAAGAAGAAACAAGUGGUCCUUAAGAGACAGAAUGAACAAAAUGCAGACGAGUGCAGUUUAACAAUGAAGGUCAGAAGUAGUGGUUAUGAGCUUUUGAUUUCAUCCUUGAACCCUGGACCUGAAUUUAGUACCAUCACUAGAAAUAAUUUAUUGUCGGAUUGGAGCACACUCGACCAAGGGAGUCAAAGUUCUGCUAAACAGAAUGUAAAUCUGUAUUCUGAAAGCAAUGCUGGUUUGGAUGAGAUAAAGGAGUCUGAUCAGUUCGAGAGUGGAUGUGCACAGCGAACUUGUGCAAAUGAGACAACCUUAGUGGAGGAGAACUUUUCUGAUGUGGAGAAAUUGAUUCAAAGUGAAAAUUGCACCACUGUAGAGCAUGUAAAUGCUUUCGAGAGCACUUCUGUAUUAGACGAAAACAUCCAAUAUGGAAACAGUGAAGCUCCUUCUAUAGUCCGUAGAAGCGUUAGGAAGAGAAAACUCAAGUUCUGAGAUGAUGUCAUUGCUGCAUGUGGACUGCAGUUCAAGAAACCUCUUUUGGGAUCUACAGAUCCUUCAUGUUUAGGAGCACGGAAAAUGAAAAUGAGUGUGCAACAUGGCGAAGACCUGGCAGAAGGUCGGACUAAAAUCGAGAGUCUUGAUGCUGCAGAGGUCUCAAAAGGACUUAUCAACACUGAUACUGUACCAGAAAAUACAGAGUUGAUUGAUGUGUUGGUAAAACAUGAUGAUCUUGCUGGAACUACCGAGCUGACUAGUGCGUUAAGAAUUGAAUGUGAUGUGGAAGAUGGCGCUGCAGCUAAACCAUCAACUCUAAGUUGUACUGAUGGCAAUAAACUGUGUAGAUAUACAUUUAACAGGAGAUGGAGAAAGAAAUCCGUUAUUUACCCCGAGAAAGUUCUUGAUGGAGGCUCUUGAAAUCCAAGCUUGUCAUGACUGAAUCUUAUAAGAAGCUGGCAACUGAUGAAAGCUCAUCAGCUUAUUUGUAGUCUGGAAACAGUUUUAGUAUUAUUGUGUUUUGAGGAACUUCGAAGCUGCUGAGCCAUGAAGGAUAAAGGCAAGUAGUUUUAUGUUUAUGUGAGUUCAUGACACUCACACAAGCUUCAAACUCAAAGAUAGAUGCAGCUAUGGGAUAUCCCCAUUUAUGAUGUGUUAUAUAUAAUUCAUAGUUGUUAUUUCUGUUUAUUUUAGUUGUCAUAUCUUUCCUGACUCGGUGCUAUUACCAUUUCAUCAUAUUCUUGUCCUUUUAUUCAUA
This is a messenger RNA of Salvia miltiorrhiza (redroot sage), 1706 nucleotides long. RefSeq lists its product as uncharacterized. The coding region runs from base 131 to 946 and encodes 271 amino acids. The record is from RefSeq and is a predicted model, not a curated record. Lineage: Eukaryota; Viridiplantae; Streptophyta; Magnoliopsida; Lamiales; Lamiaceae. The transcript has 4 exons.